AUGCAGAUGGAGGAGAUGAAGAAAUUAGCCAAGGAAAUUCAACGUCUCAACGAGGAACUAGACACCGCGAAAAAGUUCAAUGACGUCGAGAAGAUGCAGCGCCAGAACGCGCUGACGCUCAUCGAUGCCGCUAAGCGGGAACUUGGUAUGCCUACCAGCAACUACGAUUCCAAGACCUCUUUCAUGAGGGUCUUGGCUAUGUUGGGAUUUUCUCGUCCGAUUGAGAUGACCUGGUGGUACCAAGGUCGCGACCCCUCCGUUGAUGCCAAGGCCACGCGAAAAGGCUUCGACUCUUACUUGGUCAGCGCGUACUUCUAG
Molecule: messenger RNA, 318 nt
Organism: Colletotrichum fioriniae
Lineage: Eukaryota; Fungi; Ascomycota; Sordariomycetes; Glomerellales; Glomerellaceae
Source: RefSeq, a predicted model, not a curated record